Messenger RNA from Peromyscus maniculatus bairdii (prairie deer mouse), 505 nucleotides. RefSeq names its product gem-associated protein 7-like. Gene Ontology annotation, biological process: spliceosomal snRNP assembly. NCBI's taxonomy places the organism in Eukaryota, Metazoa, Chordata, Mammalia, Rodentia, Cricetidae. Gene Ontology annotation, cellular component: SMN-Sm protein complex. The record is from RefSeq and is a predicted model, not a curated record.
UCCGAGGGUAGUGGUGUUUACAACUAAUUGAUCACAACCAGUUACAGAUUUCUAUGGCGGGCACUGGUGGAAGUGGGGCCCCUGCAGUGAGGACCUGGCCUGGGCCAUGCAGACCCGGCUGACCAUUCCUGUGCCUGUACCAGUCCGCCGCCUCCUGGGCCCCGAUGGCUUCAGCCAAGGCUGCCCUGAUGCAUGCAGGACCCUCCUGAGGCCAAAGGUCCCAGAAGCUGAAGAAGGUCAUAGUCAAGACCACUCCCCCCCCCAGUUGCAGGAACAGCUGGCCCGAGCCACUCUCCGAGAGCGCUACCUCCAAAGCCUCCUAGCCAUGGUGGGGCACCCUGUGAGCUUCAGACUGCAUGAAAGUGUGCAUGUGACUGCCCAGUUCGGAGCCACAGGCCUGGAUGUAGCCAACUUCUACGUGUCCCAGCUGCAGACUCCCAUAGGCGUGCAGGCUGAAGCCCUGCUUCAAUGUAGUGACAUCAUCUCCUAUUCCUUCAAGCCAUAA